Messenger RNA from Galleria mellonella (greater wax moth), 2851 nucleotides. RefSeq names its product cullin-1 (gene Cul1). Bases 420 to 2792 code for a protein of 790 amino acids. Gene Ontology annotation, molecular function: ubiquitin protein ligase binding. The record is from RefSeq and is a predicted model, not a curated record. Gene Ontology annotation, cellular component: SCF ubiquitin ligase complex. The transcript has 21 exons. NCBI's taxonomy places the organism in Eukaryota, Metazoa, Arthropoda, Insecta, Lepidoptera, Pyralidae. Gene Ontology annotation, biological process: protein ubiquitination; SCF-dependent proteasomal ubiquitin-dependent protein catabolic process.
AAAGAGGAAAAGUAAAUAAAUGAUAGUUCUCUCUUCUUCCUUGUUUCUUUUCAUUCAAUUUUAAAAAAAGACAUGGUCGAUUGAGUAAAGGACUAUUUUGAUUUUAUAAAGGAAUUUUCACAAUAACCCCAAUUUUAGUGUUAUUACCCAAACCAAGCGUUUUUGUAUUGUGCUAAAUCUCGAACAAAAUGUGGUCGAUGACAGCGUGAAAACGGGUGCUACAACUGACAAACGCAAGAAUCAACUGCUGCAACAUAAAAAAAAUAGGAAAUUAAUCCAACAAAUUAUGUUAUUGUAAAUAAUAAAUCUAAUCUACUGUGAUCUCUUAGUAUUGAUAGUGAAUUUUUACACAGUCAUAUGUAAAAAGGCAUUAGUGCAAUCAUUUUUUUUUCUCAUUGUACGUAUGAUAUUGAGACACGAUGAGCUCUAUUAGUGCAACCAGUGUCAAGACACAGAUGCCGUUGAAGCAAAAAGACUUUGAUCUGAUAUGGGGUGAUCUACAGGAAGGCAUUGAAAAAGUAUACAAGAGACAGUAUAUGAGCAAAGAACGUUACAUGGGAUUAUAUACUCACGUAUACAACUACUGUACGUCUGUACAUCAUCAGAGCUCCACCGGCUCCACGUCCAGUGGUCGGAACAGCGCCAACAACGGUGGCCGAUUCGGAGGCAGCAACUAUGGGAAGAAACAGAGUGGCCAGGUGCAGGGCGGCGCUCAACUCGUCGGCUUGGAGCUGUACCAGAGGCUUCGUGAAUUUCUCCGAAUUUAUCUCAUUAAUCUGCUACAGAAUGGCGCAGACCUGAUGGGUGAGGACGUACUCGCCUUUUACACGAAGCAAUGGGAGGAAUACCAGUUCUCGUCCAGGGUGCUGAACGGGGUGUGCGCCUAUUUGAACAGGCAUUGGGUGAAGCGCGAGUGCGAAGAGGGCCGUAAGGGAAGAUACGAGAUCUACCAGCUGGCAUUGGUAACAUGGCGCGACAAUCUAUUCCAACGGCUCAACAAGCAAGUGACUAAUGCUGUACUGAAACUGAUCGAGAGAGAGCGCAACGGAGAGACAAUCAACACCAGACUUGUAUCUGGGGUAAUCAACUGUUAUGUAGCGCUAGGCCUCAACGAAGAGGACCCGAGCGCACGAGGGCAGAAUCUCGCGGUGUACAAAGACACGUUCGAAGCGGUAUUCCUUGAGGACACCGAACGAUUCUAUACCAGGGAGAGCACAGAUUUCCUCAGAAACAACCCUGUUACCGAAUAUAUGAUUAAAGCCGAACAGCGGCUGCAGGAAGAACAGCGACGGGUGCAGGUGUACCUGCACGAGACGACCAUGGAGCGGCUCGCCAAGACCUGCGAUCGCGUUCUCAUUGAGAAACAUCUUGAGAUAUUCCACGCUGAGUUCCAGAAACUGUUGGACGGCGAAAAGAACGCCGAUCUGGGCCGCAUGUACAGCCUUGUGGCGCGGAUCCCGGACGGGCUGUGCGAGCUGCGGCGGCUGCUCGAGCAGCACAUACACGUGCAGGGGCUGCAGGCCAUCGACAAGUGCGGCGAGUGCGCGCACACGGAUCCAAAAGUAUACGUAUCGACAAUUCUGGAAGUUCACAAGAAGUACAACGCCCUCGUGCUGAUCGCGUUCAACAAUGACUCCGGCUUUGUGGCGGCACUCGAUAAGGCUUGUGGAAGAUUUAUCAACAGCAAUGCAGUAACCAAAGCAGCCAACUCCUCGUCCAAGAGUCCAGAAUUGCUUGCCAAAUAUUGCGACUUACUGCUGAAGAAAUCUAGCAAGAACCCAGAGGAGGCCGAGCUGGAAGACACGCUCAACCAAGUGAUGGUUGUGUUUAAAUACAUAGAAGACAAGGAUGUAUUCCAGAAGUUCUACAGUAAGAUGUUGGCGAAACGGCUCGUCCAACACAUGUCGGCCAGUGACGAUGCAGAGGCUUCAAUGAUCUCAAAAUUAAAGCAAGCUUGCGGAUUCGAGUAUACUAGCAAACUACAGAGGAUGUUCCAGGAUAUCGGAGUGUCAAAGGACCUGAACGAGAGUUUCCGCAAACACAUGGCCAAGAGCUCGGAGCAGCCGCUGCACAUCGACUUCAGCAUCCAGGUGCUCUCGUCCGGCUCGUGGCCGUUCCAGCAGUCGUCCUCCUUCCAGCUGCCCACAGAGUUGGAGCGGUCAGUGCACAGGUUCACGUCAUUCUACUCGUCGCAGCACAGCGGCCGCAAGCUCAACUGGCUCUACAACAUGAGCAAGGGCGAGCUGGUCACCAACUGUUUCAAGAACAGGUACACGCUGCAAGCGAGCACGUUCCAAAUGGCGGUACUACUGCAGUACAACGACAACACCGCCUGGACCGUCCGCCAGCUUGAACAUCACACGGGCAUCAAGGGAGACUUCCUUCUGCAAGUAUUGCAAAUACUUCUGAAAGCGAAGCUGCUGGUGUGCCAAGACGACGAGUCGGAACUCACGGAAUCAUCUGUUGUGGAACUGUACUUAAAUUAUAAAAACAAAAAGCUUCGCGUGAACAUCAACAUACCUCUGAAGACCGAGCUGAAGGUGGAACAGGAGGCGACACACAAGCACAUCGAGGAAGACAGGAAGAUGCUAAUACAGGCUGCUAUAGUGAGGAUAAUGAAGACCCGGAAGACCCUGAAGCACCAGCAUCUAGUGGUCGAGGUCCUCCACCAAUUAUCCUCGCGGUUCAAGCCACGAGUCCCUGUCAUUAAGAAAUGUAUCGACAUCUUAAUAGAGAAAGAAUACCUGGAACGCACCGAGGGAGAGAAGGACACAUACAGCUAUCUGGCGUGAUUGCGCUCGUCCGUACACUACAUAAUUAUAUAAUAAAUAAAAUAUAACAAUAUUAUUAA